Penicillium angulare is the source of this 2163-nucleotide messenger RNA. RefSeq lists its product as uncharacterized. The transcript has a single exon. The coding region runs from base 1 to 2163 and encodes 720 amino acids. NCBI's taxonomy places the organism in Eukaryota, Fungi, Ascomycota, Eurotiomycetes, Eurotiales, Aspergillaceae. The record is from RefSeq and is a predicted model, not a curated record.
AUGGUCGCUCUAAAGAAAAUAUUUCAACAAGAACGGCCUUCGAGGCCUUCGACAAGUACUGGGUUUGCGACGGAUGACUCGUACUUGGACUCUGUACCGUCGCCAACUCGAUCAACCCAUCUAGAUCCAAGUCAUCUAUACCCGUCUCCCCCAUCGCCUGCACUUCCGUCGCCAUUUCUCAAAACAGGACGCUCAUUAGAUGUUUCUCAUCAUUUUGAGCAGAUUGAUAAACAAUUCGAGGAUUUACAUCAACAUCUCGGUUCACGGCCGCUUUCUUCGCAAUCUUCUCUAGCGCCCAAUGUCCCAGGUGGUCCGAAUCCAGCUCGAGGUCGCUUUCCAGGUCCCAGAACAUCCAAUUCUCGACAUAUCGAUUUAAUGGAAGCUAUUGGAUCCUCUGAAAUAUAUCGCCAGGAUAAUAUCUCCCCUCCUGUCUCCCCACCUACGAGCCCUUACAACGAAGAUGUCGCAGAACGGAAUAUGACAAGGUUCCUUCGUAUUCAACAUCAAAACGGACUUGCAAGCUCUCGAAUACUAUCUGCAUUGUAUCAAGAGGAUGUGGCAGAUAGGAACAUUGCAAAAUAUAGUGGACCAUGUCGGUCAUUGUCCGCGCUUAGUUCCCGAUCUUCACCUCCAGCUCCGGGAAGAGUCCGCAAUUUGAGCCCUAAUGCACCAAAGCGCAAGCCUAAGAAACAUAAUUGGACUUCUGAUGGAGAUUUACGCAAUCGUUCCGACGGCGUGCCCGUUGAUUCCCGGGACUCAACUCACCUUCGUGUUCAAAGAUCAGCACCAAGUUUGUCCGCAGAGGACGACGCUGAUGAAGAUUAUGAAGAAGCUCCAGCACCGGUAGUUCAACGCUUGGGUAUUCCACCUGCCUAUAAGCAGGGCAAGAGAUGGAGUAACACACCCUUACCAGACAGUCCUACUCUACCACCUCCAUUAGGUGAUACUAGUAAUGGUGACAACGCCAGCCCCCCAGACACACCACCUGUACUUCAACCACCAUCUCCAACAGCCAGGAGCUCUUCAUUAACUCCAAGAUCUCUUUCCCCGCCUCCUUCUGCAGGAACGACAUCAAGGAAGAAUGUUCGAGAUCUAUCAAUCAACACUCAAUUGGCUUCAACGGGUCGAUCAAAGAAGAUCUCGCACCGAGCUAUUCAGCCUCCCACACCAUCCACAGGUGGCAUGAAACGAGCACCUAGCAUUGCAGAGGUCAUGAACAGCCCAUUACCAGUGCAAACUCCCACUUCAGCCGGUCCUUCACCCCGCUUCAAAGUCUCCGAGAUGAUGGAACUCUUCACAAAGGCCUACCACUCCAGCCACGCCUUAAGUCCCCAUCCAACCUACGAAUCUCUCCAAGACGCAAUAGUCCGUGAAAUCAACUCUCACGAUGCCUUUAAACGUGUCCCUGUACCUGCUGCCGCUGGUCCCCUCUUCACCCCUUCAGACGAAGGUGCAUUUGAAGAAGAUUCCCGUCCCUACCUAAACCACAGCGCCUCAGCAGGCCAAUUCUCAAAAAUAAUGAGAAAGAGCUCUUUCAAAAAACACAAAAGAAACACAGAGUCAAGUCGCAGUAUCUCAAGUGUUCCUUCAAGAAGCCUUUUCCGCAAAACCUCCACUCCCUCCCUAACCCGCCGCCGACACACCGACGCACCCCUUCCAUCCCCAGGUCUCCUAGCCGAUGUCCAAAAGUCCGUUCCCCAGACCCCAGCCGGAGUUGAACAACUCACAUACAUGGAUGUCUUGAUCCGCGCUAGCAACGAUACCUCUGGUUCUAGCGCUAGAAACGCUAUCCCAGCAGUAACUGCCACCCGCUCUAGCACUCCCACACCCAAUGCCCCCGGCACAGUCUACUGCAUGCAAGCACACUCCACCCCAUCAAAGGAUAGCAGAAGCAGCCUCUCAGGAGAAGAUAGCGAUGAUGAUAUCAUUCAUCUUCCUAGUGUUGUUGCCCCGCCUCCUCGUGUCCAGAUCGAAGGUGUAGACGAGAACAAUGUCCGCUACGUUAUCGACUCUGCAACUGCAAAUGAUGCACAGAAACUCAUGAGUUGGCCUCAACGUCUUCGCCGCGCUCAGACACCCCAGCCUUUCUGUGAAAAUAGUCUAUCCCCUCUUUCACGAGCGAGGAUGCAGCUUCGAGGUGCCCGCUCGGUAGAGACCUAUUAG